AGCCUCUCCAAGUAUAUAUCUUUGGACCUAAACCUGAUCAAUACAUUACCCGAAGUGGGUGGAAGUCGCACCUUCCUCCCUCCCACUCGUGAAGGCAGUGCUUCCAGGCGUUUCACAAAUUCCUCCUGUGACUGAGCCUCCAUCAAAAUAGAUAAGAUAAGAUUUGUGUGCUCUUUGGAAAUAGGUGGAUUCAUGCACCCACAUGUAGGACUGUGGUUGCCCCCCUCACA
Molecule: messenger RNA, 230 nt
Organism: Geodia barretti
Lineage: Eukaryota; Metazoa; Porifera; Demospongiae; Tetractinellida; Geodiidae
Source: the annotation of a GenBank genome assembly